UGUGGCCCCAUUGAGCUCCGCCCUGUGAUGGGAAACUCUCGUCGGCGGUCGGGCCCCACACCUCGUCGCUGAAAAGCCGCUGAAGAAUUAAGAGGUCCAUGCGAAAGGAGAUCCCUUCCAGCUAUCCUCCUUCUGCCACGUGGCACUCGUGGCGCAGUACAGAUGGUCAGCUCGCUGGAAUGCUCUCCCUCCGCUCUUCAGCAGCUGCGAACGCUCUCCCGUUCUGCAUAAUCCCAUUCUUUUCGAAGCGGAACUAUUUCACCUUUAGUCCAGAAGAGAGUGUAUACUGAUGGCGACUGUCAGUGCUUCACACUUCGUAUCAAAAAGCUCUUGUUUUGAUUCAGAGAUGAAACCCUUCACAAGAAAUGGAGAGUGGAAAGGAACUUCUCAGCUGGGGAGCAGAACCAUGUCUCAUCAUGGGUUAAGGUCUCAGAAUAAAGUGGAUUUGCUAAGCAUACGAAGCAAUGUGAAAACAAGAUCCUUGCAAGCUUGGAGGAAGGGAUUCAAACAUGAGAAGGGCAGGCAGUGGGGAGUUAUUGUAUGCGGAAGUGGGAUGAACAUAGUCUUUGUGGGAUCAGAGGUGGCUCCAUGGAGCAAAACUGGGGGUCUUGGUGAUGUUCUUGGAGGACUGCCACCAGCCAUGGCGGCCAAUGGGCACCGUGUCAUGACUGUUUCUCCGCGUUAUGAUCAGUACAAAGACGCAUGGGAUACAAGUGUUGUGGCUGAGAUACCAGUUGGGGACAAAACGGAAGCUGUUCACUUCUUCCACUGCUAUAAAAGAGGGGUCGAUCGUGUUUUUGUUGAUCACCCAAUAUUCCUUGAGAAGGUAUGGGGAAAGACCGGCGGAAAAAUCUACGGUCCUGUAGCUGGAGAGGAUUUCAAAGACAAUCAGCUUCGGUUUAGCUUGUUGUGCCGGGCAGCAUUGGAAGCCCCUAGAGUUCUGAAUCUUAACAGCAGCGAAUAUUAUUCCGGGCCAUAUGGGGAAGAUGUUGUGUUUGUUGCCAAUGACUGGCACACUGCUCUAAUCUCUUGCUACUUGAAGGGUGUAUACAAACCCAAUGGGUUUUACAAGAGUGCCAAGGUAGCAUUCUGCAUACACAACAUUUCCUACCAAGGCAGAUAUGCCUUUUCGGACUUUUCGCUGCUCAAUCUCCCAGAUGAGUUCAAAAGCUCUUUCGAUUUCGUUGAUGGGUAUGAAAAGCCUGUGAAAGGAAGGAAAAUCAAUUGGAUGAAGGCUGGAAUAUUGGUAUCAGAUAGGGUAUUCACUGUCAGCCCAUACUACGCUGAAGAACUUGUUUCAGGGAUAGCCAGAGGUGUGGAAUUGGAUUCCAUCCUUCGCAAGACCGGCAUUACUGGCAUUGUCAAUGGGAUGGACGUUCAAGAGUGGAAUCCGUUGACGGACAAGUAUAUCGAUAUCAAAUAUGAUGCCACUACUGUAUUAGAUGCAAAACCUCUUAUAAAGGAAGUGCUGCAAGCGGAAGUUGGGUUGCCUGUGGAUCCGAACAUCCCCGUCAUAGGCUUCAUUGGCAGGCUUGAAGAGCAGAAAGGUUCAGAUAUUCUAGCAGCAGCAGUUCCCGAAUUCAUUGGAGAGAAUGUUCAGAUAGUUGUUCUUGGAACUGGUAAAAAGCCCAUGGAGAAGCAACUCGAGCAGUUUGAGGUUGAAUACCCAGAUAAGGCUAGAGGAGUGGCAAAAUUCAAUGUUCCCCUAGCCCAUAUGAUAACUGCUGGAGCUGAUUUUAUGCUGGUUCCAAGUAGAUUCGAGCCAUGUGGCCUAAUUCAGCUACACGCUAUGAGAUAUGGGACUGUACCUAUUGUUGCUUCAACUGGUGGAUUAGUUGACACCGUCAAAGAAGGUUUCACUGGAUUCCAGAUGGGAUCCUUCAAUGUCGAUUGCGAGGCUGUCGAUCCCGUAGACGUGACUGCAGUUGCCACAACCAUCAAGAGAGCCCUUUCCGUCUACGGCACGCCUGCUUUCACGGAGAUGAUUGAUAACUGUAUGGCCCAAGAUCUUUCCUGGAAGGGACCCGCGAAGAAGUGGGAGGAAGAGCUGCUGACUCUAGGAGUUGCUGGCAGUGAACCUGGCAUUGAUGGAGAGGAAAUUGCUCCUCUUGCUAAGGAGAAUGUGGCCACUCCGUGAAAUCUCAAGUCAACCGACACUAACCUAAGCUUUUUACAACUAACUGUAUCUGUGUAAUUCAUGGCUCUGUUAGCUGGGAAUUGUCACAAGAUGGAAGCACAAUCUUUUUUGCUUAUGUAAGUCCAACUCUCUUACUAUGAACAGAUGUUAUCUUUUAUGUCUGC
Magnolia sinica is the source of this 2301-nucleotide messenger RNA. Its product is annotated as granule-bound starch synthase 1, chloroplastic/amyloplastic-like. The record is from RefSeq and is a predicted model, not a curated record. The transcript has 14 exons. Bases 290 to 2137 code for a protein of 615 amino acids. NCBI's taxonomy places the organism in Eukaryota, Viridiplantae, Streptophyta, Magnoliopsida, Magnoliales, Magnoliaceae. Gene Ontology annotation, molecular function: alpha-1,4-glucan glucosyltransferase (UDP-glucose donor) activity.